CAAAAUAAAAUAGUUUACAAUAAAUAAAAUAACAACAACAACAACCGGACAACACCAACAACAAAAAGCAACAAACACGGAUCAAUACCAAAGAUGGAGGCAAAAUUCUUGACUAGCGCUCUUUCAUUCCUUUCGAUAUUCUUAGCGAUUUAUGCUCAAGCAUUUGCGAGUAACGUGUUAAACGAUAGCGACGAGUCCACAGAGUUUGCACUCGCUGUUACGCCGGUUAUCUACUACGGCGACUCGUAUGUUAACAUUGGCGAACCGUUCUUCAUCACCUGCAUCAUACCCAUAACCGAGAAGGUGCAUUGGCUGAAGAACGGCGAGUCCAUAGUCCGUCACAAUUUGCGUCAUGGUCAUGACGAGCACUCCUACUCGUUGACAGAGACACCCAUCGAAGGCGAGAAGCACAAGAUUGAGGCGCAUCUGAAUGUGCGGCAUGCACUCAAAGUGCACGAGGGACGCUAUCAGUGCAAUAACAAUCAUCGAUAUAACGGUGGCUAUCAUGUGCUCCACGUGCGCAGCAAUCGCCAGGAUGGAGAGAGCCCCACAGAGAGCGGCUAUCAGACUAUAGACGAGCUAACGCCCAGCUCGCCGGAUGAAAUAUUCACACGUACCUGGAUGGAACAGCAGCAGCAGCAGCCCUCGGAGUCGCAGUCGCCGUCGCACAAACAGCACAAGGUCUUAACCCAUACUCCGCCAAUGCGUGCGGCUGGCAAUGCAACUAUAGCUGACUAUAGCUGGCCGGAACUCACCACACUGCCAUGGCAUACUUCGUCCGCAACUGCGCUGCAGCAGCCGCAUCAGCAGCGUCGUAUUAUUUACUCGGCCACGCCGCCAGAUUAUCCACCGCCACGCCUACCGCUGAGCAUGGAGCAUACAGCGCCCCCAGAGCCGCCCACCAUACAGCUUUACAAUCAGACACUGCCAACGUUGCCCCAAGUGCCCAAUGACAUGCUUGACGUUGACCACGACGUCACUACCAGCGUCCUAACAACGCAUCAUCCGCAUCAUCAUGAGCAGCAUCGCGAGCAUCAGCUGCAACUGCCGCCAGCGCAGCCGGGACAUCGCAGUGACAAGUAUCAAACGUAUACGCCGCAGUUUAUACCGCCGGCGCUAGGUGGCGCUAGCUAUACUUUAGCGCCGCCCAAACUCACCACGGGUUAUACAUACACCAGCAACAAUGUGGCGAUUUUACAGCAACAGCCCAAGACGUUCUUGCCUAUCAAGAAGGAGCAAGAUUCCUUGGUACCAAAUUAUGACGAUGCGGUGCACCAUAUGAAAUUUUACGAUAUACGAACGCCGCUGGUGCUUAGUUGCGAUAUAAAAAAUGCGGAUCCAACGGAUGUACUUAUAUGGAAAAAGAAUGGCACUACUGUCGACAAAGUGUCAUCGCUGAAUAAUCGUCAUAAAUUGAUCAAUGCUGAGAGAAAGUUUAUAAUUGAAAGAGCGGAAGCUCACGACGAUGGUCCUUACAGCUGUGAGUUCAAGGGCGUGAGCAAAGAGAUAAUUGCAGUUGCUCGCGUGAUCGUACGAGUGCCUUCAAAUACCGGCGUAGUCGAGGGUGAGAAAAUGAUGAUUCCCUGCUCAGUUGUCGGCAGCAAACCUGAAUUGUCAUGGAGCUUUGGCAAUUAUACUAAUAUAACAAAUAGCACAGGUCGCUAUAUACUGAAAAAGGACGAUAAUAAUGUGGAGAACGCUAUACUUAUGAUUGAAAAUGUCACUCUGGAUGACAGAGGCGAGUACAAGUGCCAUGGACGCAACGAUGCCAAUAGGGCAAACUACACUGCCAAUGUUGCCAGUGAUUUUACAACUGUUCGUGUGAAGGGUAAAUUUGCUGCCUUGUGGCCGUUUCUCGGCAUCUGUGCUGAGGUUCUGAUUCUUUGUCUGAUUAUCCUCAUCUAUGAGAAGCGACGCAACAAGAGCGAAUUGGAGGAGAGUGAUACUGACCCCCAAGAACAGAAAAAGAAAAGGAGAAAUUAUGAUUAAAAAUUCCUAAAGACAGCUUAGAUAAAAACAAAAAAUAAAAACAAAUGCAAAUAUUGAAAUAAUGAAAACCAAAAACAUAACAAUGAAAGCAUUAUAUUAUAUACAUACAUAAUAUACAUACAUACAACUAGCAAAUUGGGUGACCAAACCACCUCCGGUACACCCCUUCGCCACCCCCUAAAAACCCAAACACUCUUCCUCACUUCACUCAUCCAAACAAGAACUUGAAAUUACUUUUGUUUAGUGGAAUUGUAUUAAAAUAAACAUUUUGAAAUUGUGUAUUAUGCGAAUAUGAGAAAUGUGACAAAAGUUAAGUGAUAGCAGUUGCAACCCUAAACUGCACGCUGGCAACCCUAAAUGUUGAAGAAGAUGAUGGCGCGCUGUACCGCUAGACGACGACUACAAUUACUAAUGGCGCCCUCUUUCUCACACACACACACAUAGUACACAGACACAAGCAUAAGCCGUAGUUUUAAACGCCAUUUUGAGCAAGAAAUAUUGUACAUAACCUCAGAGAAACAAAUAAGCAAAGAAAGAAACAAACAAAUGUUAAUGUUUAUACGACAAAUUCUUCAUUUAACUCUAUGUAAUAAUGAUUUGUAGCUAGUUUUUUUUUUUUAGUUCGAGUUCUUGAGUGCGAUUAGUGAAAAGAAUAAUAUUUAAAAGAUGAAAACUUAUGAAAACUUCAAUUUGAAGUAGUAAACAAAACAAAAAAAAAA
This is a messenger RNA of Drosophila busckii, 2708 nucleotides long. It is a transcript of the gene Bsg, whose product is annotated as neuroplastin. The transcript is spliced from 9 exons. NCBI's taxonomy places the organism in Eukaryota, Metazoa, Arthropoda, Insecta, Diptera, Drosophilidae. The record is from RefSeq and is a predicted model, not a curated record. Bases 94 to 1989 code for a protein of 631 amino acids. Gene Ontology annotation, cellular component: axon; plasma membrane. Gene Ontology annotation, biological process: axon guidance; dendrite self-avoidance; homophilic cell-cell adhesion. Gene Ontology annotation, molecular function: cell-cell adhesion mediator activity.